This is a messenger RNA of Sesamum indicum (sesame), 519 nucleotides long. The record is from RefSeq and is a predicted model, not a curated record. Lineage: Eukaryota; Viridiplantae; Streptophyta; Magnoliopsida; Lamiales; Pedaliaceae.
AUGGUUGGUGGACAGGUUGUGCUACUUGUCUGUGUUGAUGACAUAUUAGUCACAGCACCUUCAAAAACAUGUGUUCAGGAAGUGAAGCAGUAUUUGCACGACCUUUUUACCAUAAAGGAUCUAGGGGCUGCAAAGUAUUUCCUUGGAAUUGAGCUAACUAGGUCACCAGGAGGAAUGUUGGGCACUCAAAGCAAGUAUAUUUCAGACAUUGUUCAAGAUAUGGGACUUGUGCAAGCUAUAACUAAGAACACUCCUCUGCCAACAGGAAUUAAACUCACUUCAGAAUGUGGGAAUUUGUUAUCAGACCCUUCCAGGUAUCGCAGGUUGAUAGGAAGCCUCUUGUACUUAAGUUUUACUAGACCAGAUGUAUCCUAUGCCAUCCAGCAAUUAAGCCAAUUCCUGCAAAAACCAUGUCAGCUCCAUUGGUAUGCAGCUGUGCAUUUAGUGAAAUACUUGAGGGAUGUUCUUCUACAGAAGUGGCAGAUUGGGCAGGUUGUUUGGAGACUAGAAAGUCAUUAA